UUCGAAAAAAAAUAUUUGAAACCAAAAAUAUUAAAAAAAAAUUUUAAUUGAAAAAAUUUUAACAUCAAUCAAAAAAAUUUAAUAAAACCAAAAAUCGUGGAAACAUUUUAAAACCAUUAAUAAAAAAAAAUUGAAAAAAUGUCUGCGCAACGACACAAAACCAGCCGCCGUAUGUGCGCGCCAACAUUAGUGAAAGCAAUUAAAAAUUUUGGUUUUGAUGUGGCAACAACACAAUACUCAUGGCCGCUAUUAGCGGCUUUCGUCAUAAUUUUAAACAGUUGUUGUUGUUGGAGCAGUGCUGCGGCGAGUAGCGGCGUUGCGACUGAGACGAGAUAUCAUUGUGCCUUCAUCGAUACGAUUAAUGUGACGGGCAUCGCCUGGGCGUAUGAGCAACCUAAUGCAACGGCGGAGAUAAACACAACAAACAACAACAAUAACACUAUUAAUAUUAGCAACACAAAUAAUACGAAUAACAACAACGAUAUCAACGGCAACAGCAACGGUACAAUCAACAACAACAACCAUACCAGCAACAACAAUAACAACAAUAUUAAUGCCACUGUAAGCAAUAUCAACACAACCAGCACACAAAUUGAUGACAUCAAUAGCAACAACAACAACAACUACAAUAACAAUAGCCACGAUAUCAGUAGCGACAACAACACCAACGCCGCCUUACUAAAAAGUCUCGGCAUCACCUACAUACCACCCGAACUCGUUGCCGCCUACAAUUUCAUCAUUAAAGAUGGCGUACGCGUGCCCGCCGAGCGUCACAUGCGCGCCUGCAUUUGUAAGCUGAAACCCUGUAUACGCUUCUGUUGCGCCGAGGGUCACUACUAUGAUACGCUGAGCAAAUCAUGCGUGUCCAUUGCAAGUGUCAUCGAUGUGGAUGUGGUGAAUGCUACGCAACAACAACAACAACAACCACAUAGUCUUGUAUACGCACUGACCGGCAUGGAUCAUCACGAGGUGGCGGUGCGCAACACAAACGGCAGCACACGUUUGGUGCGAACCACACACCAUUUCAAUGUAAAUAUUGGUGUACCGUGCGAGCGUAUGCGUUAUGUGCAUAGGGACAAUCAGUUGGUGCAUUGGACGUUGUUCGAGAAUGGCUCUAUUGCCCAUCGUAAUCACUUAUUUUCGAACUAUUAUUGUUAUACGCCACAUCAAUUGGACAAUAUAACAUGGGAGUGGCAGCCAUUGGCUUGUGUACGGAAUAAAUUACCAUUCGUUUUGACAACGAAAGAGUGGACAUAUGCAAUUUGUUUAAUACUGGCUGUCAUCUGUAUGUUUAUUAUCCUCUUCAUCUACCUGUUCGCCAGCAAUCUGCGCAAUACAUUCUACGGUGUUGCCAUCAAGGUCUACACACUGUGCAUUAUCUUCGGUUAUUCGAUAAUGGCGCAUCUCACGCUCACCGAUCCAGCCGAAUUUAUGCCAUGGACCUGCAUCAAUUUGCCCGCUUGCGUCAUCAUUUACAUGGUGUUAUCAUUCUGUAUAUUAAGUCUGAUCAGCUUCAACUUUUAUAUGCAUUUCCAUGGCAUUAUCAUGUCGCGUCUAAUGUUCUGGCUGAUAUUCUUUCCGAUCGCGCUGUUAACCAUCGGUUGGUCGAUAUUCGCGGCAAACAAUGAUUACGAUGGAAAGCCGAUAUUCGGUGGUGGUGACACCUGUUGGUUCGAUCCUCGCAACUGGUCCAUCAUGGUCUACUAUUAUGCGCCCAUUUUCAUCGCUUGUGUUAUCUGUAUAUUUUUCUAUAUACUGACGCUAAUACAUAUCAGCGAGGGACAAGAUUAUAAUAUACGUAAGGCUACAGAGACGCUAGAUGAGAAUCGCUUUAAAUCGUUCUUCAAGUUCUUUACCUACACUUCCGUCGUCUUUCUGGUCUGUGCCACUUCGUUCGCCAUCAAUUACUAUCGCGAGGACUUCACGCACAUCAACUAUGCUGUCUGUUUGUUCAUCGUUUUCCAUGGCUUCGGUGCGCUGUACGCUUUGAUCGGACAAAAUCAGGAGGUUCAGAAUUUUCUGCGGCGCAUUGAGGAUGAUGUCAGCAGCGAUGACGAUGAGAUGACCGAGAGCGCCGUGCCCAUGUCGGGCUUCUAAGCAUUUAGAAUUACACUUUUGCUCAAAAUGAACCACAAUGUUGGGCAAUUCAUUAUUAUCAUUAGUUUUGUUGAGUGUAAAUAUGUUGUUUUGAGUUCUGUAUGUACAAAAAGUAUAUUGUAAUCUACUUUAUAUAUUUAUUUGUCUAUAUAAUAAAGCGUCUAGUUCUUAUGCAAAUAU
Messenger RNA from Zeugodacus cucurbitae (melon fly), 2277 nucleotides. RefSeq names its product probable G-protein coupled receptor Mth-like 8. NCBI's taxonomy places the organism in Eukaryota, Metazoa, Arthropoda, Insecta, Diptera, Tephritidae. Gene Ontology annotation, molecular function: G protein-coupled receptor activity. The transcript has 7 exons. The coding region runs from base 139 to 2097 and encodes 652 amino acids. The record is from RefSeq and is a predicted model, not a curated record.